Molecule: messenger RNA, 3681 nt
Organism: Scomber japonicus (chub mackerel)
Lineage: Eukaryota; Metazoa; Chordata; Actinopteri; Scombriformes; Scombridae
Exons: 7
Coding region: 1-3681 (1226 amino acids)
Molecular function (GO): GTP binding
Source: RefSeq, a predicted model, not a curated record
AUGAAGUGGGUCCCCAUUCCCCCUGCCCGUUCCAUGUCUGAGCUGAGGGUUGUUCUGCUGGGGAACAGCUGGUCUGAGAGGAGUUCAGUGGGGAACUUCAUACUGGGAGAAACUGUGUUCAACACUGAAGAAGAACCAGAUCACUGUCUGAGAGUCAGUGGACAGUUGAAUGAGAAAAAAAUAGCUCUCAUCAACACCCCAGAUCUGCUGAAUCCGAACAUCUCUGAAGACAAACUAUCAGAACAUGUAGAAAACUGUGUGAGAUUCUCUGAUCCUGGACCUCAUGUGUUCCUGCUGGUUCUACAGCCUGAAGACUUCACUGAGCAACACAAGGAGAGACUACAAUCAAUCCUUGAAUUCUUUAGUGAUCGAUCAUUUGAUCGUUCAGUGAUACUGAUAUCAACACAAAGAGAGAAGAGUUCAGGUUUGAUGAAGAAAAGUAUGAAACAGCCACAGUUCAAAGACAUGAUCAGUAAAUGUAAAUCCAAGUUAUUUUGGCAGAAGAACCUUCAACGUCCAAAGCUGUUACAGAUCAUGGACCAAAUUGUGAAUGAAAACAAUGGAGAUCAUUUGAUCUGUGAAGCAUUUGAGGAAGCAGCAGCUGUUUUACCAAGUGAACAUGGAAGUAUGAAACAAGAGGAAACAGCCAGGACCCGCUUGGAUACUGUUAAAGCUGCUGGGUUCAGGCCUCAGACAUCACAAACUCCAUCACCACCUGGAUGUACAGACAACCAGUUCUCUACACUGAGGAUUGUGCUGGUGGGGGAAAAGGACGACAUAAAGACAACACUUGGCAACUUCAUUACUGAGAAAGAACAAUUUAAUUGCCAAAAAAAUCCCUCCUGUGUGGCCGCCUGUGGAGAGUGGAGAGGAAAACCAUUGACUGUAGUAAAAACUUCAGACAUCUUCAGUCAGUCUGAGCAGACAGUGAGAGAAGAAGUGAGAAGAUGCAUGAAUCUGUGCCUCCCUGGACCAAAUGUUCUGCUGCUGUUAGUGAAUCCUUCUGAGUUCAAUGAAAAUGACAAAGAAAGACUGAAGUUCAUCCUGAGUUUGUUUGGUCGAGAUGCUUUUAAACACUCCAUGGUCAUCAUCACACACAAGGAGAAUACAACAAGUUUCACUGUGAAUCAGCUGAUUAAAGACUGUGGAGGAAGAUACUACAACAUGUUUGACAACAACCACCGACAGUUAAUGGAGAAGAUUGUUCAUCAAAACAGAGGAACCUUCCUCACCUUCACUGAAGAGACCAGAAGACCAAAGUCUUUAAACCUGGUUCUGUGUGGGUGGAGAGGAGCAGAGAAGACUUCAGCAGCCAAGGCCAUUUUAGGUCAGACAGAGCUUCAUUCAGUCUCCAGCUCAUCAGAGUGUGUUCAACAUCAGGGAAAGGUGUGUGGACGUUGGGUUUCUCUGGUGGAGCUGCCUGCCUUUUAUGGAAAACCUCAGGAGGCAGUGAUGAAGGAAUCAUUCAACUGUAUCUCCCUCUUUGAUCCUGAGGGUGUCCAUGCCUUCAUCCUGGUCCUACCUGUGGGUCCCCUUACUGGUGAAGACAAGGGAGAGUUAAAGACCAUCCAGAACGCAUUCAGCUCUCGAGUCAAUGACUUCAUCAUGAUUCUGUUCACUGUGGAGUCAGAUUCUACAGCUCCAGCUGUUUCUGACUUCAUAAAAAAGAACAGAGAGAUCCAGGAGCUCCGUCAGAGCUGUGGAGGAAGAUGUGUUGUUCUCAACAUCAAGAACAAGCAGCAGAUCUCUGAGAUGUUGGAUAUUGUGGAGAAGAUGAGACAAUCUGAAAAUAAACCAUGUUGCUAUACAACGGAGACCUUUGCACAUGCCCAGAUGGAUAAACUCAUACAACAACAAGCUGAACUUGAGAAGUUGAAAAAGAAGAACGAGAUCACUGGUGAUGAUGAGAAACAGAACUCAGAGUGUCUCAAGAUUGUUCUUUUAGGGAAGACUGGCUGUGGAAAGAGCUCUACAGGAAACACCAUUCUGGGAAGAGAAGCAUUUAAAGCUGAAUUAAGUCAAACAUCAGUCACCAGACAGUGUCAGAAAGAACAGAGUGAAGGAGACCGUCGUCGUGUCAUCGUGGUCGACACUCCUGGUCUGUUUGACACCACUUUGUCUCAUAAAGAGGUUAAUGAGGAGAUGGUGCAAUGCAUCAGUCUUCUGGCUCCAGGACCACAUGUCUUCCUGUUGGUGUUACCGAUUGGCAGAUUCACAGCAGAAGAGAAGGAGACAUUAAAACUCAUCAAGGAAGGCUUCGGGAAGGAUUCAGAAAAGUUCACCAUCAUUCUUUUCACAAGAGGAGAUGACCUGCAGCGUAGCAGGAUGUCCAUUGAAGAAUACAUUAACAAGAAAUGUGAUAAUUCCUUUAAGAAGCUGCUUGCUGACUGUGGAGGAAGAUACCAUGUGUUUAAUAACUGCGAGGAAGGGAGCCACACACAAGUCAGUGAGCUGAUAAACAAGAUUGACUCCAUGGUGAAGAAAAAUGGCGGCAGCUGCUUCACCAAUGAGAUGCUGCAAGAGGCAGAGGCAGCAAUAAGGAAGGAAAUGGAGAAGAUCCUGAAAGAGAAGGAAGAAGAGAUGAAGAGAGAGAGGGAGGAGUUUGAAAAAAGACAUAAAGAAGAAAUUAAGGAAAUUAAAAAACGAAUAGAAAAAGAGAGAGCAGAGAUUGAACAGGAGAGAAAACUGAAAGAGAAACAACUUCAGGAAAAGGAGGAAAAGAUUCAGAAAGAACAAGAACAGAGAAAGAAAGAACAGGAAAAGAGAGAAGAAGAAGACAAGAAGAGGAGAGAACAGGAAGAAAUUCAGCAUCAGCAGUGGGAACAGAAACUUGCAGCUUUUGAGAAAAAGAUGUCAGAAUCAGAAGAAAAAGAAAUGAUUAAUAAAAAGCUGGAGGAGAACAGAGAAGAGAUGAGAAAAGAACGAGAGAACUGGGAGAAGAAACAAAAAGAAAUGUGGGAGAAACGAAAGCAAGAAGAUGAACAGAAACGACAAGAGGAACAGAGAAGAAUAAAAAAGCUCCAAGAAGAAUAUGAACAGGAAAGAAAAGAAUAUGAAAAGAAAAGAAAAGAAGAAGAUCAGAACAGAAGAGAACAAGAGGGGAAAGAGAGAAAAGAAUUAGAGGAAAAAUACAAUAAAGAGCUGGAGAAUGUAAAGAAGAAAUAUGAAGAUGAAGCCAGAAAGAAAGCUGAAGAGUUCAAUGAAUUCAAAGAGAAACACAUGAACGAAUUUGAAGCUCAGAAGAAAGAGUAUGAGGAACAACUGAAAGACAAAGAUGAACAGUAUGAUCUGUUAAAGGCACUAAAAGCCAAUGAUGAAAAAGAACAGAAGAAAAAAUAUCAAAGACAAAUCAGUCAGUUAGUGAAAAGUGUCUCCAAAAAGAGAAAGAAUCUGAAAAGAAUCCGCACCUUACUGGAAACACAGGAAAAGGAAAUGGAAAAGGUGCUCCGGAUGGCCGGUGUGCUCAUAGAUCCGAGCCGGGCUCCGGUGGCCUUCGGGCGGCUCGCGGUGCCGCAGCUGUUCGGGGAGCUGCAGCAGCUGGAGGCCGACAGGAAGCAGCGAGCUCUGGCUUCACUCUGCGACCUGAUGCACGACCCGGAGAAGCUCUACCAGGCUGUGACUGGAGGUGAGACAGUUGGCAUGAAGCAAAUAUACACAGGGAGAAGUACUCAGAUACUUUAA